UUAACCACAACAAAUUAUUAUGGGUACACGUGUACCACCGCCCUGUCCCACACCCGGCUGUGAUGGCCAAUUUAUGGCCGGCCUACCUCAACUCAUUGAUGAUUUGCAACGUCUGUCCGAAGAUCAAGAUAGCGCCGAUGUGGUCUUCAUAUGCGGCCGUGAAGAGGAACGCAUCUAUGCCCAUCGCAUUAUAAUGAUGGCACGUUGCAAAAGUUUCAAGAACAACAAACGCGGUGAACUUUGUCGCAUACCCGGCUGCACAGUGCUGCCAGCAACGCCGGGUUCACCAACAUCAGUACGCCUGCCACAUGUCCAUCCGGAAGUGUUUCGACAAUUUAUACUCUAUGUUUACACAGCUAAGAUUUUAUUGCAAGACUCUCGGGUCUUUGAGAUGAUGACAUUGGCUCAGGAUAUGGGCUGCUGUGAAUUGCGUUCGGCCUGUGAAGAUCAUGUCAUAGCAACACUGUCAGUGGACAAUGCAUGUACUUUCCUGACAGCUGUUAUGGAAAUUCAUGAGAAGGCGGGUGCAAAAUGUGCUGCCUCCUUUAUGGAACGUUGCAUUAUCUAUAUUGGCGAGAAUGCCCGAGAGUGUGUAAAAACUAAUGCCUUUCUAAACCUCAAAAAGGAAGCUCUUAUCAAACUGAUAUCAUCGGAUUAUUUCUGUUUGGAGGAAGAAGAUGUGUGGCGUUGUGUUUUGGCCUGGGCCAAAAAUCAGGCUGGUGUCACUCAACCUUCACACACCCAUUGGACGGAGGAGGAACGUGCCCGGGUGUGUCAACAUUUACAAGGUGUCAUAUGUCAUGUACGCUUGCUUCUAAUUGAUAGUCAAGUAUUUGCCGAGGAGGUAGAACCGACGGGAGCUGUUCCCAUGGAGCUAUCAUUGGAACGUUAUCGCUAUGCUGCUUUGCAAAAUUCCAAUAAAACGGCGACAUAUGCUGGAGGUGGAGGUGGAGGAGGGUCUGCUACAAAUGGUGUUGGUAGUGCGUUUAAUAGUUUAUCGGGAAGUGGUUUAAAUUUCUCGGCAAAUAAAAGUGAAACGGAUAAGAGGUUACAGCCUCGGCUGAUGGUUAACAUGUUUCCCGGAUCGCAGAUACUGAGAAAUGAGAAGCUGCAUUUGCAAAGUGUUUUGAAUAAUUGGUUUGGUGCUCCCAAACAAUCCUGGCGCUUGUUGUAUCGUGCCUCCACCCAUGGUUUUAAUUCGAAUGCCUUUCAUCGUUAUUGUGACGGAGUGGCUCCUUGUAUGGUUAUAUGUUUGGGUUCACAUGGUGAAAUAAGUGGCGGCUUUACAGAUGUGGCUUGGGCCAAAACAUCACGCAAGGGCGUUUAUAUACACUCUGAGAGGGCAUUUUUGUUUGCCCUGAAUCCUGGAGGCUCGGAACAGCCCUUGAAGUUUGAUAUUGUCAAGAAACCCUAUGCCAUAUGUUAUCAUCCUGAUUGUGGUCCCAUUUUUGGUGCUGGCGCAGAUUUGUUGAUAGCCAAUAAUUGUAACAGUAACAAGGAUUCCUAUUCGAAUUUGCCACAUUCGUAUGAUGGUCCUAGUGCUUCCUAUGAAACCCUAUUCGGGGAUUAUAAUUUUACCAUAGCCGAUUAUGAGGUUUUCACAACGGCAUAA
This is a messenger RNA of Musca vetustissima, 1612 nucleotides long. RefSeq lists its product as uncharacterized. The coding region runs from base 20 to 1612 and encodes 530 amino acids. The transcript is spliced from 8 exons. Lineage: Eukaryota; Metazoa; Arthropoda; Insecta; Diptera; Muscidae. The record is from RefSeq and is a predicted model, not a curated record. Gene Ontology annotation, molecular function: protein binding.